UCCUCCCUCUAUGAGAAACCUCACAUUGAAAUGCUGCAAAUGACUGGGGCCCCGCGUGCAGUCGCGUCCGGGCCGCGCGAAGCCCGGAUUUCAAGAGCGCACACAGUGAACAGGAGCCCGGGCCAGGGAGCUGCAGGCGGAGGCUGGAAGCAUGAAGUCCACGGGCUGGGUCCUGCGAUGGGCUGUCGCCCUGCUCAUUGCUGCGGUGGCAGCUGCAGUGGAAGAGAAAUGUGGGAGAAACGAGUUCCAGUGCCAAGACGGGAAAUGCAUCUCCUACAAGUGGAUUUGCGAUGGGAACACCGAGUGCAAGGACGGGUCCGAUGAGUCCGUGGAGACGUGCAUGUCUGUCACCUGCAAGAUAGGGGACUUUAGCUGUGGGGGCCGUGUCAACCGCUGCAUUCCUGAGUCUUGGAGGUGUGACGGUCAGCAGGACUGCGAGAAUGGCUCAGAUGAGGAAGGCUGUUCCCCCAAGACGUGCUCCCAGGAUGAGUUCCGCUGCCAGGACGGCAAGUGCAUCGCCCCAAAGUUUGUCUGUGACUCGGACCGGGACUGCCUGGACGGCUCGGAUGAAGCAUCCUGCCCCACACCCACCUGCGGCCCCGCCAGCUUCCAGUGCAACAGCUCCACCUGCAUCCCUGAGCUGUGGGCCUGUGACGGUGACCCUGACUGCGAGGAUGGCUCAGACGAGUGGCCACAGUACUGCAGGAGCCACAGCUCAUCACUCCCCGAGAGGAGCAACAACCCCUGCUCAGCCCUCGAGUUCCACUGCCACAGUGGCGAGUGCAUCCACUCCAGCUGGCGCUGCGACGGAGACACUGACUGCAAGGACAAGUCUGACGAGGAGAACUGCGAUAUGGCCACGUGCCGGCCUGACGAGUUCCAGUGCUCAGACGGGACCUGCAUCCAUGGUAGCCGGCAGUGCGACAGGGAGUAUGACUGCAAGGACCUGAGCGACGAGCAGGGCUGUGUCAAUGUGACUCUGUGCGAGGGGCCCAACAAGUUCAAGUGUCAAAGCGGCGAGUGCAUCUCCUUGGACAAAGUGUGCAACUCAGUCAGGGACUGCCGGGACUGGUCAGAUGAGCCCCUCAAGGAGUGUGGGACCAACGAGUGUCUGGACAACAAGGGUGGCUGCUCCCAUAUCUGCAAUGACCUCAAGAUCGGCUAUGAGUGCCUCUGUCCCGAGGGCUUCCAGCUGGUGGAUAAGCACAGAUGCGAAGAUAUCGACGAGUGUCAGGACCCAGAUGCCUGCAGCCAGAUCUGCGUGAACCUCGAGGGCAGCUACAAGUGCCAGUGUGAGGAGGGCUUCCAGCUGGAGCCUCUCACCAAGGCCUGCAAGGCCAUAGGCACCAUCGCCUACCUCUUCUUCACCAACCGCCACGAGGUGAGGAAGAUGACCCUGGACCGUAGUGAGUACACCAGCCUCAUCCCCAACCUGAAGAACGUGGUCGCCCUGGACACUGAGGUGGCCAGCAACAGAAUCUACUGGUCUGAUCUGUCUCAGAGGAAGAUCUACAGUACCCAGAUCGACAGGGCCCCCAGCUUUUCCUCCUAUGACACCAUUAUUGGCGAGGAUCUCCAGGCCCCCGAUGGGCUGGCGGUGGAUUGGAUCCACAGCAACAUAUACUGGACUGACUCCAUCCUGGGCACUGUCUCCGUGGCUGACACCAAGGGCGUGAAGAGGAAGACUCUCUUCCAAGAGAAAGGCUCCAAGCCACGGGCCAUUGUGGUGGACCCUGUCCAUGGCUUCAUGUACUGGACUGACUGGGGAACCCCCGCCAAGAUCAAGAAGGGCGGCCUGAACGGAGUGGACGUCUACUCGCUGGUGACGGAGGACAUCCAGUGGCCCAAUGGCAUCACUCUGGAUCUUUCUGGCGGCCGCCUUUACUGGGUCGACUCCAAGCUCCACUCCAUCUCCAGCAUCGAUGUCAACGGGGGGAACCGGAAGACCGUCCUGGAGGACAAGACGAAGCUGGCGCACCCUUUCUCCUUGGCCAUCUUUGAGGAUAAAGUAUUUUGGACAGAUGUAAUCAACGAAGCCAUUUUCAGUGCCAACCGCCUCACAGGCUCGGACAUACAUUUGAUGGCAGAAAACCUGUUGUCUCCAGAGGACAUUGUCCUUUUCCACAACCUCACACAGCCGAGAGGGGUGAACUGGUGUGAAAGGACCGACCUCCAAAACGGUGGCUGCCAGUACCUGUGUCUGCCAGCUCCACAGAUCAACCCACGCUCGCCGAAGUUCACCUGUGCCUGCCCGGAUGGCAUGCUGUUGGCCAAGGACAUGAGGAGCUGUCUCACAGAGACUGAACCUGCAGGAACCACCCAGGGACCCUCCAUGGUCAACUCGACAGCUCUGGGGCCAAAGCACACAGCCAGCUCUGAGCUCACCACAGCCGAGUCAGUGACGAUGUCCCAACAUGCCCUGGGUGACGUUGCUGGCCGAGGAGUCACCGAGAAGCCCCAGAGCGUGGGUGCUCUGUACAUUGUCCUCCCCAUUGCACUACUCAUCCUCCUCUUCUUCGGAACCUUCCUCCUCUGGAAGAACUGGAGGCUUAAGAGCAUCAACAGCAUUAACUUCGACAACCCUGUGUACCAGAAGACCACGGAAGACGAGGUCCACAUCUGCCGCAGCCAGGACGGCUACACCUACCCCUCGAGACAGAUGGUCAGCCUGGAAGAUGAUGUGGCGUGAGCUGCUGCCUUGAGCCCUGUCCCACCUCAGAAGCUGCUGCUGGCCACUCACCGGCAGGAAGAACACUUUCUCCUUGGACCCCUGAACUGCCCAAAACCGUUCCUGAGACUGAGACGCCAAAAGCACUGUUGGUUACAGCCCUGGUGCCAUCUGCUUGUCUGUCAGAGUUUUGUUUUAUAUAUUUAUUGUCUGGGAGGCAGAACAGGCUUCUGAUGGCACCUGGGCUGGGAAUGGGUUAGGGUGGCUUUUUUUCUUCCUUUCUUUCUUGACAUGUGAAGAAGAGGAGCAAGGUGGAUGAGCUGGGACACCUGAGCUUUUCUCCUCCUUGACAUGCACCGCCUGAGAGACUUAGGGACUGAUGGAUGGAGGGAUACAGAAGGAGAGGGUUAGGGGCUCUGAACACAGCAGGGCAGGUGAUGCCCACAGGGUCCCCGGGGAGUUCCCGAGCCCCACACUCAGGACUGAAUGUGUUUACCUCUGCCUGGUGAACCUGCUGGGGUGGCCAGAGUUGGCUUUUGCUCUGCUACCCCCAGGUCAGGAUCAGAUGAGGGUUUCCAAGUUGCGUUUGCCCUCUCCAUAAGCCAGGGAGGGGCCUCUGGCGAUGGCUGAAUCCAGCCUUCUUGGGGGCUGCACCCACUGAGACCCAUUCAUUCACCAAAACCCCAGCCACAACCCCAGGGAAAGCUCAAGCCGCUCGUCGCUCUUAAUAUGUAUUAAGUGCCUGAGACCCCGUUACCUUGUGCGUCAAGACAAGCAGCUCCGACCUCUAACUGUGUCCUUCCAUCCGGGUGUGGGUGUCUGGACCCCAGCCCCGCCUCUUGCACUUUUUCAGUUCAGGGUUGUACACUGUGUAAAGUCCACAUUCUAUUAUUUUGCACUGCUUUCCGUUCUGGUUGGGAUGGGCUCCUAGGCCAGAGAGGCUCCGGGCGGAUGACGGUGCAGACCCAGCCUCUCUCCGAGGGCAUAAUGAGAGGUGCAUGCAGAGGAAAGGGGCAGCUUGACCAUGAUUUCAAAGUCAAGAUCUCAACUAUGUAUCCCCCAAACAUUUCCACUUCUGUGCCCCUGAGCCAUCCACUUCCCCGACAAGCUGGUCCAUGAUGAAAUGUGCUUGUUGGUCCACCCUGUAAGACUUGCUCUAGGCUCAGGCAUUUGAGGGGACCUAUUAAAGAAGAAUGCUUCCUGAAAUUGCCACACAUGUCGUGGCAUUUAGAACCCCAGUGCUGGGGGACGGCCUCUAAGGGGGUUAACUUUCCAUUGCACAACGGAGGAACGUGGUGCCCCACUCUGCAGGAGACUGUGAAUGCCUUUUCUCUUUCUGAAGCAUGUAAAUAACCCCCAUGCAGACAGUGGGGGCUUUUUGUUAUGUUUGCACUUUGUAUAUUUGUUGAAACACUUACUUGCCUAUAUAUAUGAAAAAGAUCUAUUUAUUUUUGCAAACCCUGGUUGCUGCAUUGGGGGGAACUGUCUCUGAGACGCCUCAUCUUUCUGUACAAAGAUUAUUCGCGUGCUGUGCGCAAUGCUCUUCAGGAGAAUCAGGUCUGGGUUGUAUAUAUGGGUUGCUUUGUGGGGAGGGGUAUUGGGUUUUAAACCACUGUAUAAAGAAUGUUUUUAUAGCCUACACAUCUUACUGUGAUCAGUUAAAUUUCUUAAAUAAAGUAUUUGGUUAAAUGUGAA
Molecule: messenger RNA, 4363 nt
Organism: Phacochoerus africanus (Common warthog)
Lineage: Eukaryota; Metazoa; Chordata; Mammalia; Artiodactyla; Suidae
Gene: LDLR
Product: low density lipoprotein receptor
Exons: 18
Coding region: 152-2689 (845 amino acids)
Molecular function (GO): protein binding; calcium ion binding
Source: RefSeq, a predicted model, not a curated record